CUAAUCACCCCUUUAAUGCAUUGGUCCGUUGGAGCCUUCUUUGGCACUAUAAAAAGGGGUGUUUGGGUCUGCUUUUCUCACCAAUUCACUUCACAACAUCUAUACUUUCAUUGCAUUCAAAUAUCAUCAUUUUCCAUAGCUUUCUAGAGCCAUUUGUGUGUGAAGGUUGAGUUGUUCUUGAGCGUACUUAGUUUACUCAUAAUCUACUCUAUAAGAGAGUCUCGUUCUUGAGUGUACUUGCGUUCUUAAACACGUUGAGAGAUAGUAUCUCUCUCGGUUGAUUCAAAGGAAGGUGAAACAUUGAAUGAAGAUGGAUCGAGUAGUUCCUUUCCAGUUGAUCACUUCGAUGACGAAGACGACAUGCCUGCGGAAGAGCUGCUCGACCGUUCCACGAGGAACGGUCAACCAGAGGAGACCAGUGAGGCAGGCGAGCUACAGGCGGUCGACCUGGUGGACCAUCCCUAUGUCCACGGUCGACUGUCCGAGAGGGAGAAAGACGGACCUCUGGGAGUGCAACCAACGGUCGAUGUAGUGGACCGUUCUGAUGACCACGGUCGACCGUCCGAGCGGCAGAAAGAUAUGCUCCAGAGGGAUGAUGAAACGGUCGAUCGCAAAUAGGAGAACAAUCGACCGUCUCUGAGGCAGAAAGAAGACGCUCAAGAACCCUUACAGACGGUCGACCGUCCUCUCCCCAGAAAGGACCUUGGGACGUGGUCAACGGGAAAGGCGCCCAAAUGUGAGGCUUGCGGAUUAUGUUACG
Cuscuta campestris is the source of this 760-nucleotide messenger RNA. The record is from the annotation of a GenBank genome assembly. Lineage: Eukaryota; Viridiplantae; Streptophyta; Magnoliopsida; Solanales; Convolvulaceae.